Molecule: messenger RNA, 423 nt
Organism: Plasmodium malariae
Lineage: Eukaryota; Apicomplexa; Aconoidasida; Haemosporida; Plasmodiidae
Product: conserved Plasmodium protein, unknown function
Exons: 5
Coding region: 1-423 (140 amino acids)
Source: RefSeq, a predicted model, not a curated record
AUGAAGUUUCCAUACAUUUAUUUUUUGUUUUAUUGCAUUUUAAUUACUAUAAAUUCUGAUGAAGAAAUAUACAUCAAGCUAAAUGAAUAUGAAAUAAAAAAUAAUUUUAGUGUUCGUGUCUUGAAAAAGUCUUCUAUUAAAUGUGGUUUAGAAAUUCGUGAUGAAGCAGAAAUUGAAAUGAGGACAUUUUCCCCUGGGGUGAAUAUUAUGCCACAAAUAUUAUCGGACUAUCAAUAUGGCUAUGCUCACCAGAAAUUUAUAGUUGGAGAACAUAACGUAUCUCCUUUAAAUAAGGGAUUAAGAGGAAUGUGCAUUGGUGAACUCAGACGUAUUGGUAUACUUGUGGCAGGCAUCGGGAAAAUAUACUAUGAAAUCACCCUGAAAGACUAUAAAAAGAAAAGCGAAAUUAACACAGAACUUUAA